Messenger RNA from Leptosomus discolor (cuckoo roller), 1250 nucleotides. The record is from RefSeq and is a predicted model, not a curated record. Lineage: Eukaryota; Metazoa; Chordata; Aves; Leptosomiformes; Leptosomidae.
AUGCGCUACAUCUCCUCCCAAAUCGAGCGGCCCAUCCGCAUCGUGGCCCUCAGCUCCUCCCUCUCCAACGCCAAGGACGUGGCUCACUGGCUGGGCUGCAGCGCCACCUCCACCUUCAACUUCCACCCCAACGUCCGCCCCGUGCCCCUGGAGCUGCACAUUCAGGGCUUCAACAUCAGCCACACGCAGACUCGGCUGCUCUCCAUGGCCAAGCCCGUCUACCACGCCAUCAUGAAGCACGCUCUCUGCCCUGAUCCCUCAGGGGUGCAGGCGCCCAGCCCUCUCCUGGCUCCGGACCCCGCUCCCAGCACGCCCCGGAGGAGCAGCCUGAAGAAACCGGCCGUCGCCUCCGCGCUGAAGAGACAAGGUGAGCCUCGGCCGCGGCGCCCGGGUGUCGCGCCCUGUUUACAACACUCUUCACCUGCUUCUUUCAUCCUCUCCCGGCUGUACUGGGAUGCUGCCGAGGCCAACUUCAUCUUCCUCAGUCAGGCUACCCCCGACAGGUUCCUGCACUGCGCCGAGAAGGAUCUGUUGCCCUACCUGGACAAGCUCAACGACAACACGCUGAAGGAGACGCUCGUCAACGGCGUGGGCUACCUGCACGAGGGGCUGACCGCCAUGGAACGGCGCGUGGUGGAGCAGCUUUUCAGCUCCGGCGCCGUUCAGGUGAUGGUCGCCUCCCGCAGCCUCUGCUGGGGCAUGAACAUCGCCGCUCACUUGGUGAUCAUCAUGGACACGCAGUACUACAACGGCAAGAUCCACGCGUAUGUGGAUUACCCCAUCUACGACGUGCUGCAGAUGGUGGGCCACGCUAACCGCCCGCUGCAGGACGACGAGGGCCGUUGUGUCAUCAUGUGCCAGGGAUCCAAGAAGGAUUUCUUCAAGAAGUUCCUCUACGAGCCGCUGCCGGUGGAGUCGCACCUGGACCACUGCAUGCACGAUCACUUCAACGCCGAGAUCGUCACCAAGACCAUCGAAAACAAGCAGGACGCGGUGGAUUACCUCACCUGGACCUUCCUGUACCGCAGGAUGACGCAGAAUCCAAACUACUACAACCUGCAAGGGGUGUCCCACAGGCAUCUCUCCGAUCACCUCUCCGAGCUGGUGGAACAGACCCUCAGUGACCUGGAGCAGUCCAAGUGCAUCAGCAUCGAGGACGAGAUGGACGUGGCUCCUCUGAACCUGGGGAUGAUCGCGGCUUAUUACUACAUCAACUACACCACCAUCGGUGAGGGCUCCGCCGGGGGCAG